GAGGUGCUCGGGCAAGGAUCGUUCGGGGUUGUUCUCAAGGUUCACUUUCGAAGUCAAGUGGUGGCAUGUAAGCGGCUGCUGCUCAUCGGUCGGGGCCAGGGCCUGAACAAGAGCAUCCGGUCGCAACUGAUGACCGAGGUCAAGGUCAUGAUCUCGAUGAGGCAUCCCAACUUGUGCCCGAUCAUGGGAGCGUGCUUCGAGUACGGCAAGGAGUUCUUGCUGAUGCAGUACUUCGAGUACGGCAGCAUUCGUGACAUGUUGAACAAUCGGUUUGCCAUGACGUUCGACAUUCAGAUGGAUUUGAUCUCAGGCAUUGCGGCUGGCAUGCAGUAUGUCCACCUGGCCAACCCUCCCCUGAUCCACAAGGAUCUGAAAGCUGCCAACGUCCUGGUGGAUGCCAAACUGACCCCGAAGAUUUCCGACUUUGGGAUGACUUCUGCCCGAUCGAAGGAGGGAGAGCGAGUGGGGACUAUAUUCUGGAAUGCUCCUGAGCUGUUGGAUGGCCGAGGGGCGUCCACAGCCACUGAUGUCUACGCUUUCGCCAUUACCAUGUACGAGAUCUUCCACCCUCUCAACGACAACAUCUACAACAACCUCAACAUCUACCAGGUCAUGCAGGGUGUGAAGACCGGAGUGCUGAGACCGGAGCUGGACUAUUCGAAUGUCCCUCAGGAGAUGAUCAAUCUCAUUCAGGACUGCUGGUGUCAAGACCCGCAGAGACGUCCAGCCUUCACCUCCAUCGUCUCCGCGAUCAACAGCCUG
This is a messenger RNA of Guillardia theta CCMP2712, 762 nucleotides long. RefSeq lists its product as hypothetical. The annotation marks the transcript as partial. The transcript is spliced from 5 exons. Gene Ontology annotation, molecular function: protein kinase activity; ATP binding. The record is from RefSeq and is a predicted model, not a curated record. Gene Ontology annotation, biological process: protein phosphorylation. NCBI's taxonomy places the organism in Eukaryota, Cryptophyceae, Pyrenomonadales, Geminigeraceae.